CUCGGGGCGCUGGUGCUGUCAGGCGGGCUCUGCGUGAACCAGGAGGAGCGGCUCAUACACCACCUCUUCGAGGAGAGGGACUACGACAAGGAGGUGCGCCCCGUUGUCUCCAUCGACCAGGUCGUCGACGUCUACCUGGCCCUCACUCUGUCCAACCUCAUCUCACUGAAAGAGGUGGACGAGACGCUCACCACCAACGUAUGGCUCGAGCACGGCUGGACCGAUUACCGCCUGCAGUGGAACAAGUCCGAUUUUGGGGACAUUGAGGUGCUCCGCCUGCCGCCGGACAUGCUGUGGCUGCCUGAGAUAGUCCUGGAAAACAACAACGAUGGGCUCUUCGAGAUCGCCUACUACUGCAACGUCCUUGUCUACAACACAGGCUACGUCUACUGGCUGCCGCCCGCCAUCUUCCGCAGCACCUGUCCCAUCAACGUCGACUUCUUCCCCUUCGACUGGCAGAACUGCACCCUCAAAUUCAGCUCACUGGCAUACAGUGCCCUGGAGAUCAACAUGCACCUGAAGACAGAUAGCGACCCAGAGACCGGCAAGGAUUACCCGGUGGAGUGGAUCAUCAUCGACCCUGAAGGCUUCACGGAGAACGGUGAAUGGGAAAUCAUCCACCGCCCGGCCCGCAAGAACAUCCACCCUGACAACCCCCCUGAGAGCAGUGAGCACCAGGACAUCACCUUCCACCUCAUCAUCAAGCGCAAGCCGCUCUUCUAUGUCAUCAACAUCGUCACACCCUGCAUCCUCAUUGCCUUCAUGGCCAUCCUUGUCUUCUACCUGCCCGCUGACAGUGGUGAGAAGAUGACGCUGGUGAUCUCGGUGCUCCUGGCCCAGUCUGUCUUCCUCCUGCUCAUCUCCCAGCGCCUGCCUGCCACCUCCCACGCCAUCCCCCUCAUCGGCAAGUACCUGCUUUUCAUCAUGCUGCUCGUGACGGCUGUGGUGAUCAUCUGCGUCAUGGUCCUCAACUUCCACUUCCGCACCCCCAGCACCCACAUCAUGUCUGACUGGGUCAAAGAGGUCUUCCUGGAGAAACUGCCACGCCUGCUGGGCAUGCUGCAGCCGGCCGAGAGCCCGGCGGGCGCCCCGUGCAUCCGGCGCUGCAGCUCGGCUGGCUACAUCGCCAAGGCGGAGGAGUACUUCAGCGUCAAGUCCCGCAGCGAGCUAAUGUUCGAGAAGCAGUCAGAGCGGCAUGGGCUGGCCAGCCGCAUCACCCCCGCCCGUUUGGCGCUCGUGAACACAGGUGAGGAACAGCUCUACGAGCACAUAAAACCCAUCGUUGACAAUGCCAACUUCAUCGUCCAGCACAUGCGGGAGAAAAACAGCUACAAUGAGGAGAAGGACAACUGGAACCGUGUGGCUCGGACCCUGGACCGCCUCUGCCUCUUCAUCCCCCCCACGCGGGUGGUGGGAACCCUCUGGAUCUUCCUCAUGGGCAUCUACAACCAUCCUCCGCCGCUGCCCUUCGCCGGAGACCCCUACGACUACCGGGAGGAGAAUAAGCGCUUCAUCUAG
Opisthocomus hoazin is the source of this 1518-nucleotide messenger RNA. RefSeq names its product cholinergic receptor nicotinic delta subunit (gene CHRND). Gene Ontology annotation, molecular function: acetylcholine-gated monoatomic cation-selective channel activity; transmembrane signaling receptor activity. Gene Ontology annotation, cellular component: postsynaptic membrane. The record is from RefSeq and is a predicted model, not a curated record. Gene Ontology annotation, biological process: monoatomic ion transmembrane transport. NCBI's taxonomy places the organism in Eukaryota, Metazoa, Chordata, Aves, Opisthocomiformes, Opisthocomidae.